Molecule: messenger RNA, 769 nt
Organism: Alosa sapidissima (American shad)
Lineage: Eukaryota; Metazoa; Chordata; Actinopteri; Clupeiformes; Clupeidae
Product: phospholipid scramblase 1-like
Exons: 7
Coding region: 14-769 (251 amino acids)
Biological process (GO): plasma membrane phospholipid scrambling
Cellular component (GO): plasma membrane
Molecular function (GO): phospholipid scramblase activity
Source: RefSeq, a predicted model, not a curated record
CUGCUACCGUCAGAUGGCCCCACUUGAUGUUCACAGCCAAGAUGAUAAUGAUAACAAUGGUCUUGAAGCUUCAAAUGAAGGCACUGUGUUGAUGGAUAUAAGAACGUCUCAUUGUCCACCUGGUGUGCUGUCACUUAAUCAGAUUACUUAUCUGGUGGUUCAAAAAAAUUCUGAAGACAAUGGAUUUACAGAGUGCUGUGGUGGUGCCAUCAUCUACAUAUAUGUGGUGAAGGAUUGUACUGGACGGAAGAUGUUCAGAGUGCUAGAGGAGGAAGACUGCUGUCUUCAGUACUACUGUACCUCUGGACGUUCCUUCACACUGCAUGUCACAGAAAUCACUGGCCGUGAAGUCAUCACUCAGAUAAAACCAAAUGUCUGUAACUGUGGGACAGUUGAGGUGGAAGUCCAGUGGGCUCCAGGAAUUCCUAUAGGAUAUAUCAUAAGCACUUCUGCCACCCGGCCCAACCUGACUAUUCAAAAUGAGAGAGGAAAGCCACUGCUGAAGAUAGCUGGAGAGUCAGGUCUGCCCAUGCAAUGCUGUGGCAGGUUCCAACUCUUGAUCACAUCACUGGAUGGAACCAUCAUAGGGACCAUAUCCCUUGUCGAAAACAAAAAUCAAUAUGAGCUGCAGUGUCAAAUUGCCAAACUGAAGGCGAUCAUACUAGGAGCCUGUGUUUUCAUUGACAUUGUAUUUCUUGGAGAAGCAGAAAGCGGCAUAGGUUAUUCAGAACAGAGAUGUAAACUUACAUCUACAGAUGUAAAGUCAUAA